GGGGGCCGGGCCGCAGGGAGGCGGCGCGCGGGGCUCGCUGCGCUCAGUCUCCUUCCGAUCAUCGCAGCCCGGCCGGCGGGAGCGGAGCCCGAGCCGGAGCCGGAGCCGGAGCCGGAGCCAGGGCCUCGGAGCAGGGAGGUGGAGGGCGGGUGAAGAGCUGGCGGAGCGGUGCACUGGAGCGCAGACCGUGCCUGGACCCCCGCCGUGUGCGAGUCUCCCUGGCGAUUCCGCAUACAUGUCAAAAGCAUCUCCUGUGAAGCAUAAGAACCCCUGACCGUGGAAGUGCCGCACAAGCACCAUUGACUAUACAGUGAGGCAAAGCAUGAAAGAGCCAUCCCGGUGAGUUUACGAUUGGAAGACCACCUCGCCCACCAGGAGCCCAGAGAUGGAUGUGCACCAGAGCACCACCCUCCCUUCCCCUGAGAAACGGUGUCCAGCCACCUCACUUUCUGGCUGCAGGAAACACCACGCUGUCAGGAAAAGACUGAAGUUCAUUCGAAUCUUAGGCCUUUUCAUGGGCCUGGUCGCCAUCAGCAUGGUCCCAUUUUCAAUCAGCGUCUUUUCCGAGACAGAGACACAGAGCACGGGAGAGGCCGGUGGUGCAGCCGGCCCCGGGGUGGCCCACGGCUACCGGCAGAGAACUCUCCUAGAUUUAAACGACAAGAUUCCGGAUUACACGUCACAGCCGCCUCUUUCCGAGGAAGGCGAAUCUGAGAACAGUACCGAUGAGGACCAAGGGAACUACCCAAGAGACAUCUUUUCCCUCGAGGAUCGACGCAAAGGCGCCAUCCUCCUCCACGUCAUUGGGAUGAUCUACAUGUUCAUAGCCUUGGCCAUCGUCUGCGAUGAGUUCUUUGUUCCUUCGUUGACUGUCAUCACUGAAAAGCUGGCCAUCUCUGAUGAUGUUGCCGGAGCCACCUUUAUGGCUGCUGGGGGCUCGGCCCCAGAACUGUUCACGUCUCUCAUAGGAGUGUUUAUUGCUCACAGCAAUGUGGGCAUAGGCACAAUCGUGGGCUCCGCGGUGUUCAACAUCCUCUUUGUGAUUGGCAUGUGCGCGCUGUUCUCCAGAGAAAUCUUGAACCUGACCUGGUGGCCCCUCUUCCGGGAUGUGUCCUUCUACAUCAUCGACUUGAUCAUGCUGAUCAUAUUUUUCCUGGACAACUUCAUCAUGUGGUGGGAGAGCCUGCUUCUCCUCACAGCUUACUUCGUCUACGUGAUCUUCAUGAAGUUCAACGUCCAGGUGGAAAGAUGGGUGAAGCAAAUGAUAAGCCGCAAUAAAGUCGUCAAGGUGGCAGCGCCAGAGGCCCAAGCAAAGGGCUCCAAAACUGUCCUGGAACUGGGGUGUUCAGCAAGACAGCUGAAAGUAGCAACUGGUGGGGACCUGAGUCAGACUCAAAGAAGAGAGCAACAGUCGAAGCCAGAGAAUAAGUCAUCUACAGUCAGGGACAAGGAUGAACCAACUCUGCCGGCUAAGCCACGUCUCCAGCGAGGUGGAAGCUCUGCCUCCCUCCACAACAGCCUCAUGAGGAAUAGCAUCUUCCAGCUCAUGAUACACACCCUCGACCCACUCGCUGAAGAGCUUGGAUCAUAUGGAAAACUAAAAUAUUAUGACACAAUGACUGAAGAAGGGAGGUUCAGAGAAAAGGCUUCCAUUCUCCACAAGAUUGCCAAGAAGAAGUGCCAGGUGGAUGAGAACGAGAGGCAGAAUGGGGCUGCCAAUCACGUGGAAAAAAUCGAGCUGCCCAACAGCACCAGCACGGAAGUGGAAAUGACGACAUCCAGUGAUGCUUCAGAGCCCGUGCAAAACGGCAACCUCUCCCACGGCAUUGAAGCUGUGGAGGCCCAGCAGACCGCAGAAACGGGUGAUGAGGAGGAGGACCAGCCUCUCAGCCUGGGCUGGCCUUCCAACCCCCGCAAGCAAGUCACGUUCCUGAUUGUCCUCCCCAUCGUGUUCCCUCUCUGGCUCACCUUGCCUGAUGUCCGCAAGCCUUCCGCAAGGAAGUUUUUCCCCAUCACGUUCUUCGGCGCCAUCACCUGGAUCGCAAUAUUCUCUUACUUAAUGGUCUGGUGGGCACACCAGGUUGGAGAGACAAUUGGCAUUAGUGAGGAGAUUAUGGGUCUGACCAUCUUGGCUGCUGGGACCUCCAUCCCUGACCUUAUCACCAGUGUCAUAGUGGCCCGGAAGGGGCUUGGGGACAUGGCUGUAUCCAGCUCUGUCGGAAGCAACAUUUUUGACAUCACCGUAGGGCUUCCACUGCCCUGGCUGCUAUUCACCAUGAUCCACAGGUUCCAGCCCGUGGCCGUGAGCAGCAAUGGCCUCUUCUGUGCCAUCGUCCUGCUCUUCAUCAUGCUGCUCUUCGUCAUCCUCUCCAUUGCCCUCUGCAAGUGGCGCAUGAACAAAGUGCUGGGCUUCAUCAUGUUCGGCCUCUACUUCGUGUUCCUCGUGCUCAGCGUGCUCCUCGAAGACCGGAUCCUCGAGUGCCCGAUCUCCGUCUAGAGGGAAAGCCAUCUCUUGAACCAACAGCAGCCCAGGUGGGCCCUCCCCCCGCUCUGGGUUCUAGACUCCCUGGUCUCUGGAGAAGAGGCAGCGGGCACCCAGCCCGGGCGUGUGGCGUGGCCCUCCUUGGUGGACGUGAGGAGGAGCUGCCCGCCUCACAGACUGCUGCCACCCUUUGCCUGCGGAAACGGCUUCAUGCGAGAGGCAGAGAGAACUGUCCAUCCGGGGCUUCUCUGCACGCACUACUGACAGGUACUCCUCGCUGGUCGGAGGUACAUUCUCUGUAACGAUGCAGACAAUGACAGAGCUGUGUAUACACCUAUAAGUUAUUCAGAGUAUACAUAGAUGCACAUGAAUACACGGCCUGUUCCUGUACCAUACCUCUCCUUCCACACCUAUAGAGUCAUGCACACCUGUACACACGAACACAAAGACACACCAUAUAUAUAAAAUUAUAUAUGUAUAUGUAUAUGUAUAUGUAUAUAUAAAUACACAUGCAUCUUUUCAGGGAUAGCUCUAAUAUAUUUAUAAUAUCUAUUUGAAGAGGGGCACUGACCUUCUGUGUGAGCUUUACCUCUUAAGGGCAAGAGGUACACCAAUGGAAUCAUUGCUGUGGCCUUCUGCCUACCUUGAACUCCCUGGGAUCCUGCUGGGUAAGGUGGAUGCUUCAGGGAUGUAGGUCUUGGGGAAGAGGGCUGGGCGGGGAGGGUCUGUCGUGGCCCUGAGUUGAGCCCUCCAAACAUUUCCACAAGCCAAACAGGGGAGACUCUCUGCCCACCCGCAGGGUUCCCCGGGACAGAAGGAGGUCAAACCCGGACGUAGUUGACAAAGGUUUGGGGGCAGAGGGACGCUAACCAGGGUUGUUGUUUUUGGUUUGUUUUAAAUAUAUAUAUAUAUAUACCUCCCCAGCAUGCGAGUAGAAACUAUGACUGCAAACCAAAUUAGCACUCUUCUAGGACAGCGAGACUAUAUCAAAUGAAUCUCGGCUGUUUCCAUGCAUGUCCCAUUGCCAUCAAAGGAAGAGAGGCAAGCACAGAUGCAGUUGUCACUUAGACACAUUCUGAUGCUAAGGGCUCUCCUGUAAUCCAAAUGCUGCCCAGAGAGCCUGGAUGUGGUAGUACAAUAAGAAAUUCCAUCCAGUAGAGGUGCACAGUGAGACUUGCCACCUAAAGGGAAUGGAAAGCAUGGUUCUUCAAAGCCUCUUCCAGUGUGGUCAUAGAGGGCUUCAGUAUCUGAAGAAAUCAUUGCUCCUUAGAUAGAGCUCCGUGGACUCUGACCAAGACUGCUUGGGUGGAGGAAGCGCAGAGAUGUGUGGGAAGGCAUUUGCACACGGGGAAUGUUUCUGAGUCCUCUGUGGAGUGGUGCCAAGACCAGGAUUUAAAGCUCAUGCACCAUCCAUGCUUCUCCUGCCAUCGGGACCCACCUGGGACUCUCGCUAGCUUGCAGAGUACACAGAAGGCCGUACUCGACAGCUUCUUCACACUGGCCUCCAGCCAGCCCCGCCAAGGCGUUGAUUUUUUUUUUUAUUUUGCUCAGCGCUCAUGGGAUAAUUCCAUUCCACUCAUGCAGUACCCCCAGAUUCUGUUUGACACCAUGUAUGAUUUCUCAGAUCUAUGUGAAUAGAAAAUAAAAUCAGCAGGAAAAUAAUGGCCUACUAAAUGGAUGGAAAAUACUCAGUCUUUCAUUUCCCUGAGUUACCCUUUUCCUAAAAUCGGUUGAAAAAGUCCAUUGAGGGUGGCUCAUUAUUCCAUACCCUUCCUACACCUAAGCUGGCACACACCUCCUGUGGGGGCUCUACCACUCAUGUUCUCACCUCCAGGCUAUUGUGCCAUUGACACGGCUGUGAUUUAGUUGUGAGCACAGACCUCCUAACAUAGGGAGACAGGAUGCAGACAGAACUCGCCGCUGAGAAAAAGAGGAAGUUCCAGAUCAAGCUCAGUGUUCCUUCCGCAGAACCUCGGCUCCCUGCACAGAGCCUGGCAGUAACAGCCAGUGCCCUUCAUUGCUCCUCACCCACAUGCAGAAAGCACUUCUAACGGAGGCCCCCUGGGAAAAAGCCGGUACCGCCCAUGAGGCGGGCUCUCAGGUCUCCCCAGCACUGCAGAGUCUGGCUUUCGGUUGUGUGAGAUAAACCCGCAUCUCAUUCCGCAAGGGCAAUAUUUUGUUUUGAGGCAAGAAUUUGUGCUGGUUCCUUAGAGUGAAUGAGAAUACAUGAACUUUUAGUUAAAAACUCUGCUUGUCUUCCCUGUGCUUGGUGACUUGAAGGGGCACAGAGUUGGUUAUUGCAUGGAUGUGUGUUAUCGACUGGUCUGUUAUUUGAAAGAAGGUUUGAAUAGGUGACUCUGACUCCGCCACAGAUAGACUGUAAACCGGAAAGGAUGAGGGAGGUCCGGUGAAGCCCUGUUCUUCCUCCAGUACUUCCUGAUGCUCCCCCAACCCCCCACCCUGCCUCCUCGCUUCUUCCUAUUAGCUCCCUGAUCACAGUAAAGACUCAGCAGCCAAGGAGCUCCUUUUCAUAGGGACACAUCUGUUCGUUCACGAAGAUCUGUACUUGAGAAGACCCUCUCAAGGCCCAGGCCCCACCCCCAUGACGCACACUGCAGGGUGGUAUACAGGCUCCACCUCCGCGCCCCUGCGCGCCCCUCACUAUGUGCCUGUGAGGUGAAGUGUUGGGCUGCGGUGAGUCCAGAGAGAAGCGUAUGGGAUGCAGCAGAUCUUUAAAAGCAUCGAGGUCAUUCCCAUAAGGAAGUGUCUCUCCUCAGUAGGUCACCUCUACUGCCUCUUCUGCAUGCCUGUGUAUAUACAUAUAUAAAUACAUAUUUGAGAGCAGAUCUAUAUGUAUAUACACAACACUACCACUUACAUCCUCACCCUCUGACCAAUCACAUUCAGGAUUCAAAAGCAGGGAGCACAAGUUUGCCAAAGUGAAGGAAAGAGAGUCCUGCUCGCCCACAGCUCAAGGAAACAUUUCCUCCUGACCUCCCAAGGUUUGUUCUGUGUACACACACAUCUCGACAUACACUCAUGUUCCCAACCCAUGUAUUUCCCCACCCCGAGAGUAUAGAUUCACAGCCUAUCAGUCAUGUCCCUAGUGCUGAUGGAGAGACAAAAAUACACAACAGAAAAGUACAAGGGGGGAAAUAAUUUGGACUGCAGAUACUACAGCAGGGUAUAUAAAAUAAUAUCAAAAAUUCAAGAGCCAACUUUGUACUGCUCAAUCUAAAAUAAAGGAGCUGCACCACAUGGUGCCAUUUACCCACAGUGAAGGGCACGGGUCUUACUGUCACCUCCCCCCCGCCCUAGGCAGCCUCAGAACAGGAGAGCAACUUGGCUCACACUGAGAAUGCCCAAACAGAACCUUCUAGAUUGAGCCUGGGAAUUGCCACGCUGAGUCUGACAAGCUCCUGAAGAACUGAAGCUGGGGGUUAGACAGUGUUCCGCUCGGGCCGUGGGCUGAGCCGAGCCAUGACAGAUCCAGAAAGCACAGCCCUGUGCAGGGAAGAGUGGGGGGGUCGCUUAUCAGUUUGGCGGAUGUGGAAGAAUAGCCUAAAGCCUUUUCAGGCAAUUUUAAAAAGAGGCAGGGACUGUUUCAUAUUCAGGGGAAAUGCUUUGUAAGGCUUUUAACGAGUGUCACCUGACAAGGGCCAUUAUUAUUUACUUUCUAAGGAAGACGCAAAUCAGGUGGUUUUAGAGCCUUUUCAGCAAAACACAGCUGCCUCGCUGAUGAGACAUUUGUAAUAUUAAAGAACAUCAAUCCCUGGGCAGGGAGAGAGUUGGCACACUCCCCACCAUUGCUCACCGCUCUUAAACCGACUCCUCUGUAAAGGGAGAUAGGAGGUGAGCUCUGACAGAAAGCUGACCAAGGGAAUGACAGCAGACAGAGCUGCUGGCCAGGCAGAAAGAUGGAGGAGAUGGAAAUUCUCUUAAGUGCUUCGCUGAAAUGAUUGGCUUGGGAUAUCUGACAUGGGUCCUAUGACCUAUCUGCAUACAAGCAUUUCAAAAAACUCCAGUAAGCUUUAUUCUUUACAUCUACCAACACACGCACACACACACACACACACACACACACACACACACGAGAUUAGGAGGAUGCCAUACUUCCUUGCACCAAACAGACUGCUACUCCAUUAAUUAAGUGGCUGUAUUAUAAGCGGCAGUCCUGCUCUAAAAGAAAUAAAGGGAAGAUAUCCUCAGGAUGAUUUCUAGAGAAGUCAGCUAUCUCGUGAACCUCAUUAUAGGAGCUAAUGCUCAUCCUUGCUAAGCCAGAUCUCACAUAACCAUUGGAUUAAUAUUUUUAAAGACAUCCCCUCAACUCUUAGAGUUUCCCCAGCAAUACCAUCUUCAAUUAGGGCUUAUCAUUAAGAGGGAGUCAAUGGGGGAAGAAGAGAAGAAUAAAAAAAGGAGAAAUCAACUUAUUUUUACUGGGUUUCCAAGAAAGUAGGUGUCACAUUGAUAUAUACUCCCAGGUAGUUUAAAAUAAUUACAACAUUCAGGCUUUUUUAAACCACUUACAAGAGUCCCAGAUUUAAAAUCUUUCCCUUCUCAAGGAGGCCUUGGGGAAGGUAGGUAAUACACCCCUGGUUCGCUGUCUCUUUAACUUUAGCUUCUUGCCUCUGGAUCUUUGUGUUUCUCUUUUAAUCUCACUUCUUCAUAUUCUCUGAAAUGUAUACAAGAAAAGCAAUAAAGGGCACUCAC
Messenger RNA from Pipistrellus kuhlii (Kuhl's pipistrelle), 7192 nucleotides. It is a transcript of the gene SLC24A2, whose product is annotated as solute carrier family 24 member 2. The transcript is spliced from 12 exons. The record is from RefSeq and is a predicted model, not a curated record. Lineage: Eukaryota; Metazoa; Chordata; Mammalia; Chiroptera; Vespertilionidae. Gene Ontology annotation, molecular function: calcium channel activity; calcium, potassium:sodium antiporter activity. Gene Ontology annotation, biological process: intracellular calcium ion homeostasis; calcium ion transmembrane transport; long-term synaptic depression. Gene Ontology annotation, cellular component: membrane. The coding region runs from base 386 to 2497 and encodes 703 amino acids.